UUUAAGUGUUUCUUUUAGCUUGUCUAAAGAGGAGGAAGUAAGGAACAGCUUGUGUGGAGAAUACACGUUCUGCUUCUUCCUCUCCAAACUUUCCGAUAUUUUCUUUAUAUCAUCCAAAAAAAAAAGAAAAACGAAAGAAAGAAGAAGAGAAGAAACGUUGAGAUCUUCGUCUUAUUCUUCCAAUGGCUCGAAUCUCUGUCCAUUCUAUCUUUCCUUUUAUGUUUCCCCUUUUGUUCGUCUCAGGGGUAUUGUCGGCAACAUUCACGAUAACCAAUAACUGCGGCUACACAGUAUGGCCGGGAGUGCUAUCAGGAGCAGGGACCGCAGAACUAUCGACCACUGGGUUCGCUCUUUCCAAGGGUGAGUCGAGUACCAUCACCGUCCCGGCAUCUUGGUCGGGUCGGUUAUGGGGACGUAGCCUUUGUACCGAGGAUUCAAGUGGGAAGUUCUCGUGCGUAACCGGGGACUGUGGGUCGGGGAAGGUAGAAUGCCUAGGGGGCGGCGCUGCCCCUCCUGCAACUCUGGCUGAGUUCACCUUAAACGGCGCCGGUGGCCUGGACUUCUACGAUGUGAGCCUGGUGGAUGGAUAUAACCUUCCAAUGCUGAUAGUGCCGCAGGGAGGUUCGGGAGGGAACUGCAGCAGCACUGGGUGCUUGGCGGACCUCAACGCUGCCUGCCCUUCCGAACUCAAGGUGUCAAACGUGGAUGGGAGCGAGAGCGUGGCCUGUAAGAGCGCAUGUGAAGCCUUUGCACAGCCUCAAUACUGCUGUAGUGGCGCUUACGCCAAUCCUAACACGUGCAAGCCAACUUCUUACUCUGAGAUCUUCAAACAGGCGUGCCCUCGUGCCUAUAGCUACGCCUACGAUGAUGGCACCAGUACCUUCACUUGUGCUUCUGCCAAUUACAUUAUCACCUUCUGCCCUUCUCUUACCACCAGUCAGAAAUCGUCGGAAGGGAAACAUCCAGAAGCGGCCGACGUACCUGCGCUCAACGGGUCGAUGGUGUUCUUAGGGGGUAAUUACGCGAGCGGGGCGUCAUCGAACAUGCAGCGACAGCAAGCGUUGGUGGCAGGUGCCUUGGCUAUUUUGGCGGCAUUUUGGAGGUUGUGCCAGAUUUUCUGACUUUGGUUCCGCUAACUUGUAUCACAAUCCUCCAAAUUCCAAAAUUAAUAAGAGGUUUUUAUGGAGAAGUGGAUGGAGAGAGAGAGAGAGAGAGAGAGAAAGAGAGAGAGAGAGAGGGUGGGGGCAUUUCCUCUGUUUCGUCCACUGAACUCAACUCCUAUCCAUAUGAUAGAUAAUACGGAUGGACCCGAAAAUAUUUUGUCCGAGCCUGCGAUCGAGAGGAGAGAAACGUUCGGAAGUCGCAUGCACCACAUUAAAUUUUGGCCGGCCUUCUCUCUCUCUCUCUCUCUCUCUCUCUCUCUUCUCUCAUUUUUUUUAUUAUUUUUAUAUUAUUAUUAUUUGUUUUAACGGGGAGAUCCGGAAGAAAAAAAAAAAAAAGUGGUGAAAGCAAUAGAAUUUGGGGAAUUGUUAUAUGAAUUUUUAAUACUAAAUGAAGGGACGAGGUUUAUUUGGAAUUGGGCCGGGGGAGGGGGGUUGUGCCGGUAUAUGUAAUCAUUGCCUAGUAAGGCCAAAAAUAUAUAUAUAUAUAUAUGAUGACGUUCCUGCUAUUGUUAUUUGUUC
Molecule: messenger RNA, 1682 nt
Organism: Nelumbo nucifera (sacred lotus)
Lineage: Eukaryota; Viridiplantae; Streptophyta; Magnoliopsida; Proteales; Nelumbonaceae
Product: thaumatin-like protein 1
Source: RefSeq, a predicted model, not a curated record